AUGAUUCCAACACACAACCAAUCAACUAUUCCAGAAUUUUUCCUCUUGGGGUUCCAGCUUCUGCACAGAUCCAGAAUAAUUCUCUUCUCUACCCUUCUUCUGGUCUACAUUAUGACUUUAACGGGAAACCUUCUUAUUAUAAUACUGGUUUUAGCUAUUCACUAUCUUCGUUCUCCAAUGUAUUUCUUCCUUAGCCAGUUGUCUUCCUGUGACAUCAUACUCGCUACAUCUAUAAUUCCUGCAUUGCUCCAUAUAACCUUAGAAAAUGGGAUCCCUGUGUCAGUUAGUCAAUGUAUUGCUCAGUUCAAUUUCUUCAGCUUCUCAUCAGCUACAGAAUGUCUUCUUCUCACCAUGAUGUCCUAUGAUAGAUAUGUGGCUGUCUGUAAACCAUUGCAUUAUGUAACGAUAAUGAAUUUCCCAAUUUGUCUUAGUCUUGUGGUCUUGUCCUGGAUAUUUGGUUUUCUUCUCACACUGAUUUUUGUUAUCUUAUUAAGUGAUUUAACUUUCUGUAAUUCAAAGUACAUUGAUCAUUUUUUCUGUGAUAUUCUUCCUCUUGUACAGCUUUCAUGUUCUGAUACUACAGUUGUACGGACUGUGAUAUUUUUAGUCGGUGUUCCAGAGACUGUAAUUGAAACUGUGUUUAUAAUUUCUACGUAUGUUUGUAUCUUUCAUGCUAUACAUAGAAUAUCAUCCACCACUGGGAGACAAAAAGCCUUCUCCACAUGCAGCUCCCACCUUGCUGUCGUUUGCACAUAUUACGGGACUCUCAUUGCCAUUUACGUAUUUCCAUCAGGAGAGCAUUCAGCUGGAAUUAAUAAGAUUGUAUCCCUUAUGUACACUGUUGUUAACCCUUUGUUGAAUCCAGUAAUAUACAGUCUGAGGAACCAAGAAAUCAAGACAGCGAUUAUGAAAUUUUGGGGGAAAAUAAUAAGACGUUAG
Pelobates fuscus (common spadefoot toad) is the source of this 939-nucleotide messenger RNA. RefSeq names its product olfactory receptor 11L1-like. Gene Ontology annotation, cellular component: membrane. The record is from RefSeq and is a predicted model, not a curated record. The coding region runs from base 1 to 939 and encodes 312 amino acids. Gene Ontology annotation, molecular function: G protein-coupled receptor activity; olfactory receptor activity. NCBI's taxonomy places the organism in Eukaryota, Metazoa, Chordata, Amphibia, Anura, Pelobatidae. Gene Ontology annotation, biological process: G protein-coupled receptor signaling pathway. The transcript has a single exon.